AUCCUCCGAUACCAUCUUAUACUUUUUCCAUCUACAGUCGCAAUUUAUUUGAAAAGUCAAAGUUCAAGGACUAUGACUCGUUACUUGAAAGUAAGCUAGCCCGUUGUCAAGCUUGAGCAAAUCAUUUGGCAUCGAUUCUUGAAAAUGGUAAUGUGAUUGGUGCGAACAGAAGCCUGACAAGGCCACAUGGUACGCGUGAGAAUAUAAGGGCCCGCGACAAGGAUUCGAAAACAACAUGUACACUUCUCUUAGAUGGUGAGUAUGUUGCAUCUUUUACUAUUGGCUCCGAUCAAAUUAGAAGUCACUUGCUAGUAGAGACUGGCAGUGAUUUAGUUUGGUGGCAAUGUGGACCAUGUGAAGCAAAUAAGUGUUACAAACAAAAUGAUCCUUUAUAUGUUUCAACUAAUUCGACAACAUAUUGGAAACUCCAUUGCAUUGCACAAAAAAAGAGUUGUUUUGUCAAGUCCAAGAAAUAUGUAUGUACUCAGAACGUUAUGUGUCUCUAUGAUGUGAAAUAUGGGGGUGGAUCAAGAACAACGGGUUGGAUGGCAGAGGAGGUGAUUACUUUUGUUUUAGACCAAAAUCAGGAAAGAAUUCAUUUUGGAUGUGGAAAGGAUCAAACGAGUGGAAAACCAGUUUUUGGUGGUUAUUAUUCUGGAAUUGCGUGCCUCGGGCGUAGAGUGUUGAGUGAUGGAUAUUCUUUACCAUCGCAAUUUGAGGCAGACAUUAUGGCCAUGUGUCUACUGGGAACUUACUCCAUAAAAGGAUCAACAAUUAGUUUCCACACAACCGAAGAAAAUAUCAGCAGAGAUAUUACCAAAUUCCGUAUUCCCUACUUUUAUUUCAUCAAUCUUUAUAAAGUUUUUAUCAACGAUAAGGAAAUCCCACUGGAUCCAUCAAUUUGGAAUCUUGGAAAUGGCAUACACAGUGGUUGCAUUGUUGAUACAGGAACAGUUAUUACCCGUUUCCCUCGAGAUUUUUAUACUGUAUUCCGUGACACAUUCAAACAAGAAGUAGUGGAGAUUCCGUUGUUUGGUUCUCCAGUUGGACCUCUUGACACUUGCUUUAUAGAGGAUCCUGGUUUUGUACCAAAUUUGCCCAUUGUAAAGAUGUAUUUCGGCCACCGAGACCCGAAUAAUUUGCUGUUACUGAAACAACUGCGAGUCGUGGUGCACAUUAGGGGGCUAUUCUGUCUUAUGCCAUGGGACAGUGGCGUUGCACUUAUUGGAAGUACUCAACUCCAAGGUAUAGGAUUAACUUUCGAUACUGCAGCAAAUACUUUGUCUUUUGAGCUAGAUGCAUGUAAUUGAGUAUCUAUGAAAUUUCUAUAUGUUGCAAUCUAAUUUUGUCUUUAAUCUUUUUCUUUCUUUAUUUUUCAUCAAUCCUAAAUAAAGAUAAACUCUAUAUUUACAAUAUAAAAAAACACUGGUCCUGUUAACAUGUUGUUGGCUACACUAAAUGUCUUCAGUCGAUCUAA
Molecule: messenger RNA, 1477 nt
Organism: Capsicum annuum
Lineage: Eukaryota; Viridiplantae; Streptophyta; Magnoliopsida; Solanales; Solanaceae
Product: protein ASPARTIC PROTEASE IN GUARD CELL 1-like
Exons: 1
Coding region: 495-1310 (271 amino acids)
Biological process (GO): proteolysis
Molecular function (GO): aspartic-type endopeptidase activity
Source: RefSeq, a predicted model, not a curated record